AUGAGACUCUUCAUCGGUAGAAAAUCACGAUCGAUUGUAAUAUCUUCCAAUAACUAUUGUUUAUCCUUCCAACGUUUGCGCAGCAUACCAGGUGCCAGUUCCCAGCAGCGUCAACUAAGUAAAACUCCUAGUGUAACAAUUAAGUCCUUUCCUGACACAGAUCUUUCAAACGAUAGCAACUAUCUCGAAGUCAAAAGUUGCAUAUUUAAUGGAUUGUUAGGACUCGUUUGUCUUAAUGGCGAUAUCUAUGUCGCCGUCAUAUCUGGUGUUCAGAAUGUUGGGUUUCCUCGAUGGAAACUCAUAGAUCAUCAAGUUAGGCCAUCGGAGAGCAUUUAUAAGGUAUUAGAUGUUGACUUUUACAGCUUAGAAAGCGAUGUAUUCGAUUACCUUCUUUGCGAAAGAUCAGAGCAAAACUACGAUAAAUUGAUCCAUGAACAUCCUUGUGGUCCCUUGAAAAAACUAUUCAGUGAUGGAACAUUUUAUUAUUCUAGGGAUUUCGAUAUCUCUAAUAUCGUGAAAAACCACGGCUUAUCACAUAACUUAGAAUAUACCGUAGAUAACCAAGAUUUGUCAUUUAUUUGGAAUUCUAAUUUGGCAAGUGAGGUUAUCAACUGGAGAAGCAAAAUUUCAAAUGAGGAGAAACAACUUUUUGCUAACGCAGGGUUCUUAACAUUUGUAAUUCGUGGUUAUUGCAAGACAGCAUUAAUAGAGGAUGGCCCAAAUACAGCCUCUAUAACCAUAAUUUCCAGGAUUUCAACUGAGAGUAAACAAGAUACGCUAGAGUUGCAGGGUAUUAGUGAAGAUGGAAGAAUUUCGCUAUUUGUUGAGACAGAGAUUGUGGUAACCACAGAAAAAUUUAUUUUCUCUUACACUCAAGUGAACGGAAGUAUUCCUCUUUUUUGGGAAUCUGUAGAUAGUCAACUGUUGUAUGGAAAAAAGAUCAAGGUAACAAAAGAUUCCAUUGAAGCUCAAGGAGCUUUUGACAGGCAUUUUGAUAAUCUGACCUCAAAAUAUGGUGUUGUGAGUAUCGUCAAUAUCAUAAAACCUAGAAGCGAAUCUCAAGAAAAGCUAGCACUAACGUACAAGGAUUGCGCUGAAUCAAAGGGAAUAAAAAUAACAAAUAUAGAAUACAGCUCGAGUGUUCUGACAAAGUCUCCCCAUAAAUUACUUUAUUUAUUAAAGCAGGAUAUUUACGAGUUUGGCGCGUUUGCCUAUGAUAUCUCCAAAGGCAUCUACUUUGCAAAACAAACGGGGGUAUUACGAAUAAGCGCGUUUGAUUCAAUUGAAAAACCUAACACAGUUGAAAGGUUAGUGAGCAAGGAAGUACUUGAACUGACUACAAAUGAAAUUGAUGUAUUUGAACUAACUUCCCCAUUCUUAGACGCGCAUGAUAAGCUAUGGUCGGAAAACUAUUACUGGCUUGAUCGAACAUACACUAAGCACACAAAAAAUUCUGGUAAGUAUACAAAGGUUUAUUCGAAGUUAUUUGGUUCUCGAGUUAGAUUAUACGACCCGCUACAUAUCUACAUCUCUCAGCAUUUAAAGCAAUUAAGGUCAAAAUAUACGUUCGAGAAAGACAUCUCAAUUUUUGCAGGAACAUUUAAUAUAAGUGGGAAAAUCCCAAAAGAUGAUAUAAAAAAUUGGAUAUUUCCGAAAUCGAUGUCCAAGGAUGAUGAAAUGGCUGAUCUUUAUGUUAUCGGAUUAGAAGAAGUAGUAGAACUUACACCAGGUCAUAUGCUUGCUACCGAUCCAUAUGUCCGACAAUUUUGGGAAAAGAAGAUAUUGACGUUGUUAAAUGGGCCCGGACGUAAAAAGAAAUAUGUCCGUCUAUGGAGUACGCAGUUGGGCGGUAUUUUACUUUUAUUAUUUAUGAAUGAGACAGAAUAUUCUAAAGUAAAACAUAUUGAAGGAGAUGUUAAAAAAACUGGGUUUGGAGGAAUGGCUUCUAAUAAAGGAGCCGUCGCAGUUAGUUUCAAGUAUUCAGCUACAAGAUUUUGCGUACUGGUAUCUCAUUUAGCGGCAGGGCUAGAAAAUGUUGAACAAAGGCAUAACGACUAUAAGACGAUUGCAAAAAGUAUCAGGUUCUCUAAAGGAUUACGAAUAAAGGAUCACGACGCAAUUAUUUGGAUGGGUGAUUUCAAUUACAGAAUAUUGAUGUCAAAUGAAGAUGUUAGACGAAAAAUUGUCUCCAAAGAAUAUGCCAGUCUAUUUGAGAAAGAUCAACUUAAUCAACAAAUGAUCGCAGGUGAGUCUUUUCCAUACUUCCAUGAAAUGGCAAUUGAUUUCCCACCUACCUAUAAAUUUGACCCAGGAACCAAAAACUACGACACGAGUGAAAAAAUGAGGAUACCAGCAUGGACUGACCGAAUUUUGAGCAGAGGAGAAGUACUGAAACAGUUAGAGUAUAAAUGUUGUGAAGAUAUAUUGUUUUCCGAUCAUAGACCAGUAUAUGCCAUAUUCAGGGCUAGAGUAACAGUAGUCGAUGAACAAAAAAAGACUACUUUGGGUACACAAAUUUACGAGAAGAUUAUGGAAAGACUAGAGGGAUUGGAUGAUGAUGAGAAAAUCGCGGUUCUGAGUGAUGACGCAUUUGUUACCGAAAGUUUUGAGGGCAAUGAUCCAAUAGCUGGCCCUACGCAUUCUCCGACGCCAAUUCCUGAGCCUAAAAGAGGUAGAAAAUUACCACCACCUAGUUCUGAUUUGAAAAAAUGGUGGAUUGGGAGUGGGAAGCAAGUUAAAGUAGUUCUUGACGUAGACCCAGCCGUUUACAUGAUUAAUCCUGAGAGAGACCCCAACCCGUUCGUCGAGAACGAAGAUGAGCCACUUUUUAUAGAAAGGUAA
Saccharomyces paradoxus is the source of this 2841-nucleotide messenger RNA. RefSeq names its product phosphoinositide 5-phosphatase INP51 (gene INP51). Lineage: Eukaryota; Fungi; Ascomycota; Saccharomycetes; Saccharomycetales; Saccharomycetaceae. Gene Ontology annotation, molecular function: phosphatidylinositol-4,5-bisphosphate 5-phosphatase activity; phosphatidylinositol-3,5-bisphosphate 5-phosphatase activity. The record is from RefSeq and is a predicted model, not a curated record. The transcript has a single exon. Bases 1 to 2841 code for a protein of 946 amino acids. Gene Ontology annotation, biological process: phosphatidylinositol dephosphorylation. Gene Ontology annotation, cellular component: membrane; cytoplasm.